Periophthalmus magnuspinnatus is the source of this 1446-nucleotide messenger RNA. It is a transcript of the gene rgs9a, whose product is annotated as regulator of G protein signaling 9a. The transcript is spliced from 17 exons. Lineage: Eukaryota; Metazoa; Chordata; Actinopteri; Gobiiformes; Gobiidae. The record is from RefSeq and is a predicted model, not a curated record. Gene Ontology annotation, biological process: regulation of G protein-coupled receptor signaling pathway; intracellular signal transduction; G protein-coupled receptor signaling pathway. The coding region runs from base 1 to 1446 and encodes 481 amino acids.
AUGACCAUCCGCACCACCCGCCCCCAACGGGACCAGCACUACAGGCCCCGCAUCCACUGCCUGAAGAAGGUGGAGGCUCUGGUGGUGGAGAUGCAGGACACUAAGAGCGGAGUCAAAGGGUCAGAGCAGAAACUGAACGUGACCAGUAUCCCCCAUGUGAUCACAGGAAAAGACAUCGUGACCUGGAUCGUCAACAAGAUGAAGAACAACACAGAGGAGGCUCAGGUGUUGGGGACGAUGCUGGUGGCCUAUGGAUACAUCUACCCCAUCCAGAACCACAAGAAGCUCGUCCUGUGCAACGACGCCAGCCUCUACCGCUUCCAGACUCCGUACUUCUGGCCGACUCAGCGCUGGGCGGCUGAGGACUCAGAUUACGCUAUUUAUCUGGCCAAGAGAAACAUCCGGAAGAAAGGCCAACUGGAGCCGUACGAGCAGGCUCACUAUAAUCACCUUCACAAAUGGCUGAAUCAUAAGUGGGAUUUCAUCGUGAUGCAGGCGUCAGAGCAGCACAAGGCGGGUAAAGAGCGUCUCAAGUCUGACCGUGUGGUUCUGGACUGUCAGGAAAGAGCCUAUUGGAUCAUCAACCGCCCCCCGAGACGCACUCACAGUGCGAUGGACACAGGUCCAGAGCGUCUCCUGGACCCGAGCUCAGACGAGAAGAUCACGUUUGACCAGUACAGACGGAUGAACAUCUUCUAUCAGCAGACCAUCAUGAGGUCAAGGGUCAAGUCCAGUGUGUCCCUGGGAGCUUUGGUCAAAUAUGUGACGACCUACAAGAACCACGACCCUUUUCUGGCCCCGUGUUUGCCCAGUAACCCCUGGCAAACGGACAACGACGCCUACUGGACCAUGAACAUGCGCAGUGUGGAUGUUCCCACUAAGAUGCGUGUGGAGCGCUGGUCCUUCAGUCUGUACGAGCUCCUGGUCGACCUGAGGGGACGCGACGACUUCAAGAUCUUCCUCAAGAAAGAGUUCAGUGGGGAGAACCUGGCGUUCUGGGAGGCGGCUGAGGAGCUGAAGUGGGGCACAGCGUCGUCCAUGUCGGCCAAAGCAGAGACGAUCUUCAAGACGUUCCUGGCUCCUGGCGCCCCCCGCUGGAUAAACAUCGAUGGGAGGACGAUGGGUCUGACGGUGAAGGGCCUGGAGCAUCCACACAGAUACGUCCUGGAGGCAGCACAGACACACGUCUUCCUCCUCAUGAAGAAGGACACGUUCUUCCGUUACCUCAAGUCUCCCACGUACAAGGACAUCCAGAAGAAAGCCCUGAGUCCAGAGGCUCAUAACUUCAGCCCGGCUCAGCUGGAGCAGAACGCCCAGAACCGCAGCCCGGGCAUCCACCCCAUCAUCCUCUGGCAGCAGGAGGAGGUGGAGAAGGCCAAGGCCGCCGCCGCCGCCGCCCCCAUCGACGUCAAGGCCAUGAUGAGCAAAGUGGACCGCAAGAAGUAG